AUAACAGAUUGUUGGGUUAGUUACUGUGGCGCCACACAAAUUUUCUCGAACAUCACCACUCACAAACCAUGGCUGCAGCAGCUCAAGUCACUGCUUCUCUUUCCCACUCCAUUCACGCUGCUAGUGCUGUUGGCUCAUCAAGAACCCACCUUCCAAUUUCUCGAUUGCCUACUUUUACUUUUGCACGAAAUGGGACUACUUUCGCUACUGGGUCUCCAUUGUUGAUAUCAAGAACUUCUCAUCAGAAAAAGGCUGCUGGGAGAGCAACGUUUGUUUCUGUAAGAUGUGAGCAAAAUACCCAGGAUGGCAGCAGUGUGGAUGUAUGGAUUGGACGGCUUGCAAUGGUUGCCUUUGCUGGGGCCAUCAGUGUUGAAAUAGCUACGGGCAAAGGACUUUUGGAGAAUUUUGGACUCACAAACCCCUUGCCCACAGUGGCCUUGGCAGUAACUGGAUUGAUAGGUGUUUUGGCAGCUGUGUUUAUCUUCCAGUCGGCAUCUAAGAAUUGAUUACACUUAAGAUUGUGUUUUGUGAUCGUAAAGCUUGUGAUUCUGAAGAUAUUAGAAGUUACAUUUUUGUUCAGGUUAUAAUGUGGCAAUAUUUGAGAAUGUAAAAGUCAUGUCGAUCUUUAUUUAUUCAAAGCAUUUUCCUCCGA
Molecule: messenger RNA, 652 nt
Organism: Populus euphratica (Euphrates poplar)
Lineage: Eukaryota; Viridiplantae; Streptophyta; Magnoliopsida; Malpighiales; Salicaceae
Gene: SEP1
Product: stress enhanced protein 1
Exons: 4
Coding region: 69-506 (145 amino acids)
Source: RefSeq, a predicted model, not a curated record